Plodia interpunctella (Indianmeal moth) is the source of this 669-nucleotide messenger RNA. RefSeq lists its product as uncharacterized. The coding region runs from base 15 to 449 and encodes 144 amino acids. The record is from RefSeq and is a predicted model, not a curated record. NCBI's taxonomy places the organism in Eukaryota, Metazoa, Arthropoda, Insecta, Lepidoptera, Pyralidae. The transcript has 3 exons.
GUCGGACCGUGAAAAUGCGAGAAAGCGAUCACUUUUUCUAUGUUUAUAAAAGGCUGAUUGUUAUCGGCGCCGAGACUUACUACGUAGCCGUUGAUAGAUAUCGAUCUGCCGAAAUGGACACUCGUGUUAUGUUACUGUUCGCUUGCAUCAUAGCUGCAUCAUCAGCAUGGUCCAUCCCGUACUAUCACAUGCCACAGUCUGGUCCUCUCAGGGUCACAAGAUACGCCCCUCCGCCACCACAUUAUAGAAUACCAGUCCGUCCAGCUCCACCUAAAACGGACGAGCCGCAAUGGGAGCGUCCGAAACGCCAAUACGAUCACGACCACCACGACCACGGCGACCAUAGCAGCGGGGUCACUGGCCCCGUCCACACCUUCGUCAAAACUGACAAGAACGCUAAUUAUAAAUGGGGUGUCAGACACCACGUGGGAAACAAAUUCGCGUCGUAGUGUGCAAGCGGUUAAGGAUUAUUGUUUUGUAAUUUAUUUAGCUGUCGUGUUUAAUAUUAUUGUCGCUUUAGUAUAAUUAAGUGUAAGCGUAUGGCAUUUAGUAGAUAGAUCGACGAUGGAAAGGGAAUUACUGGCUACAACUUGGAUAAGGACGGCCUGACAUAGAAAGUUGGCGUAAACGGAAGAAGCCCUAUACAAAGCUAAACAGCUAACAGCAGAG